Lynx canadensis (Canada lynx) is the source of this 691-nucleotide messenger RNA. RefSeq names its product prefoldin subunit 1-like. Gene Ontology annotation, cellular component: cytoplasm; prefoldin complex. Bases 16 to 330 code for a protein of 104 amino acids. The record is from RefSeq and is a predicted model, not a curated record. Gene Ontology annotation, biological process: protein folding. The transcript has a single exon. Gene Ontology annotation, molecular function: protein folding chaperone. Lineage: Eukaryota; Metazoa; Chordata; Mammalia; Carnivora; Felidae.
ACGGAGUGGACCAAGAUGGUGGCUCCUGUGGAUCUGGAAUUGAAGAAGGCCUUCACAGAGCUUCAAGCCAAAGUUAUUGACACUCGGCAGGUGAGGCUUGCAGACAUACAGAUUGAACAGCUAGACAGAACGAAAAAGCAUGCACGUCUUACAGGUACAGAGAUUAUGACUUUGAUAGAGGAGACUAACAUGUAUGAAGGUGUAGGAAGAAUGUUUAUUCUUCAGUCCAGGGAGGUAAUUCACAAUCAACUGCUAGAGAAACAGAAAAUAGCAGAAGAAAAAAUUAAAGAAUUGGGACAGAAAAAAUCCUACCUGGAGCGGAGUGUGUAGGAAGCUGAGGACAACAUCCGGGAGAUGCUGAUGGCACGAAGGGCACAGUAGGAAACCCCUAGUGGAAGCUUCCUGCCCCCUUCCAUUCCUCGCCAGGGCAGAGGGGCCCGUGUGGGGAAACAUCCUCUCUUCUGCCCUGAUGGACUUCUUAUUUGAAUGAUCUGGUGGCCCUAUGCUUUCUACUUCACCCUGAUCCCCUUUCCGAUCCUGGCUUUGCCUGCCACCCUUGCUCAGGAUACUCUUCUCCCCUGUGGGUGAGUCACGAACUCCCAGGAGAGGCAAGAUGGGAGCCAGGACAGAUAGGGGAGCUCUGCCCAAACCCAAAGCUCUGCCCCCCACCCCCACAAAAAAAAAAAAAAAA